Messenger RNA from Monodelphis domestica (gray short-tailed opossum), 2779 nucleotides. It is a transcript of the gene RAP2B, whose product is annotated as RAP2B, member of RAS oncogene family. Gene Ontology annotation, biological process: Rap protein signal transduction. Lineage: Eukaryota; Metazoa; Chordata; Mammalia; Didelphimorphia; Didelphidae. Gene Ontology annotation, cellular component: membrane. Gene Ontology annotation, molecular function: GTP binding; GTPase activity. The record is from RefSeq and is a predicted model, not a curated record.
UGGCCGCCUCGCCACGACUCAGCGCCCCCUCACUGGGCAUGCUCACUAAGGCUAGGCAGCUUUAGGGCUGGAAGUAGGAAGCUCGAGCACUCCCGGGGCUGCUAGGGAGGGAGGUGCGGACCGCGGGGUUGCUGGAGGAAGGAGGCAGGCACCACGGGGACUCAUGCACCACGCGCUCGGGGCUGGGGCGCAAUUAGCAGCCGCCUCCGCAGCCUGCAGCCGUCCCUGCCUUUGCUGCCACCGCCAGUGCCAGAGUCUGUGCCCCCCCUCCUCGCAGAGCGGCUGAGAAGGAGCAGCAGCCCCAGCGGCAGCAGCAGCCCUAGUCCCGGCCGCAGUCCGUGCCCGGCCGAUCGCCCGCUCCUCCGCCUGCCCGGGCAUUGUCCCUGCGUCCGCCGCCGGCAGCUUGCACCCAGUGUUCCAGCCGCCGCCGCCGCCUGAAUGCAGGGCACGGAGCCCGAGUGAAGCCUUGCCGGGGUGGGCGACCGCCCCCCCACCCCCUCCCCAGCCUCUGGGGGGGUUUCUUUGCCUUCUGCCCCGCGUUUCCCUCCUCCCCCGCUACUCCUAGGAGAGGGCAGGAGGCAGCAGCCGAGCCGGCCCCACGCCGUGCCCCUGUGCCCCCACGCCCCCCGGGGGGCCCAGGCCGGAGGGAGGCCGAGAGCGCGAGAGACUCUCGGGGAGGGAGGGGGGGCGGGGGUGAGAAGCCAUGCGAGAGUACAAAGUGGUGGUGCUGGGCUCGGGCGGAGUGGGCAAGUCGGCCCUCACCGUGCAGUUCGUGACCGGCUCCUUCAUCGAGAAGUACGACCCCACCAUCGAGGACUUCUACCGCAAGGAAAUCGAGGUGGACUCGUCGCCGUCGGUGCUGGAGAUCCUGGACACGGCGGGCACCGAGCAGUUCGCGUCCAUGCGGGACCUGUACAUCAAAAACGGCCAGGGCUUCAUCCUCGUCUACAGCCUAGUCAACCAGCAGAGUUUCCAGGACAUCAAGCCCAUGCGCGACCAGAUCAUCCGCGUCAAGAGGUACGAACGCGUGCCCAUGAUUCUAGUGGGCAACAAGGUGGACCUGGAGGGCGAGCGCGAGGUCUCCUUCGGGGAGGGCAAGGCCCUGGCCGAAGAGUGGAGUUGCCCCUUUCUCGAGACAUCGGCCAAAAAUAAAGCCUCGGUGGACGAGCUGUUCGCCGAGAUCGUCCGCCAGAUGAACUAUGCGGCUCAGCCCAACGGGGACGACCAGUGCUGCUCCUCCUGCGUGAUUCUCUGAGAAAAAGAAAGGGGGGAGGGCGGCUUCUUCCUUCGGGCUUGGGCUCUGCUUUGAAUUUUUAUUGGUUUCUUUUUUUUUUUUUAAGAAAAAAGCGAAAGCAAACACCAUACUUCUUGCUCAAUGUGAUCUUUAUUAUUAUUUUUAAGAUUGGAAACAACUUUGCAUCGUACAAGGUGUGUUCCAGGUGGGGGCUCGUGGCUAUUUCCACAGCAGCUGACGGGCCUCAGUGCUCAGUGUCAUGGGGGUAGGGGGGUUGUCUUGUAUUUAACAUCUGAAACCUGGGUGGAAAUGUGGCGCUUUCCAAGCAUGUACAUUCCUCUCGUGGAUUUCUUUGAUCGUUGCCUGUUUCCCCACUUAAAGCAGCCGUUAGAGCUGUAUUGGCAACUUGACACCAGGAAAAAAAAAUAAAGUUUCAAUCUGGGAGGGAAGGGGUGGUGGGAGCAGGAGGAGGAUGGGAGAGAAGAAAGGCUUGUCAACAACCCGAUUUCCAAUUCGAAGAUUUAAGUACCUGGACAGGGGAAGGAAGUGCAGGAAAAGGCUGUGAAGAAUUGAAAAGAGAGGAAGAGACCCCGUUUCCAGGCAUGUGUGGAUGUGCUGGAAGCAAGGGGUUGGCUGCCUUCUUUGCCAGCCUGGGAGUGCAACCCUGGGACUGAUUAGGACUCUGAGGAUUUCUAUGCAAAGUUGGAUUAUUGUUACAGUGUAUCCAAUCUGAAGUAUUGCACAACUUAACUGGGACUGUUUACACUGAUGCCAAUACAGUGUGGGGUGCCAGAAAGUGUCUGCUGAUAUUUGUGGAAAAAAAAUCUAUUUUGUUUACCUACUGUAUCAAAUGGGAGUCUGGGGGAGAGCGGUAGUGUUUUUGUUUUUGUUUUUUUAAUUUUUAUCAGCUGUGAAAAAUAUUACAAAUCUGCACAUUUUUCCCCCAUGGGGUGGUUUGUUCAUUUUACUUUGUUUGGGUUUAGGGUUUCCUUUUGGUUGGCAAUAACUGAUUUUGAUGACCAGAUCUUUAAAGUACAGUACAAAGACUUCCUCAAAUGUGAUUCAGGGCCAACAGCGACCCUGGGUCUAGAGUGCCUUCAAAACUCAGCUGUUCCAGCCGGUGCCAACCUGUGAAAGUUCCACAAAAUCCCAUUAUCUGCUAUGACUCCCCAAAGUACUUAACAGUUUCCUUUCAGUAAUCAUUCUGAGCAAGCCAGGACAAAAGGGCCUGUUGUUCAUGGAAUUGAUUUUGAUUUCUUUUGGAGCCUUUUAUGUCUUAUUUCCAUGUCUUACAAGUACUUCUGGCUUCAUCUUAUUUAAAUUUUUGGGUAUUUAGUGCCCCUUUCUCUCCCUUCCCUUCCCUUCCCCUUUAUUUUUUCUGUUGUAGGAUUUUCCUCCAGCCGAGAGCAAAAUUUUUAAUGUUGUGAUGUACCCAGAAGAUUCUAACUAAUUGUAAUUUUAAUUCCAGACCUAAGUUUAAUGGUUGUCUAUUCAUUUAAAGACUUUUAAUACAAAUACCAUUUUUUAAAAAAUGCAAACUCAAAA